AUGAAAACAAAUGAUGAUGAAUCGGAUAAUGAGAAUGAUGAUGCUGAUGAUGAUGAUCAUUCGGAUGAUGGUAAAGAUGAUGAUGAUGAUGAUGAUAAUGCUGAUGGUGAUUCGGAUGAUGACGAUGAUGAUGAUAACGAUGAUUUGGAUGAUGAUGAUGAUAAUGAUGAUUCGCACUAUGAUGAUGAUGAAACGAAUGAUGAUGAAUCGGAUGAUGAUGAUGACGAUGAUGAUGAGGUUGAUGAUGAUUGGGAUGAUGAUGAUGAUGAUGAUUCGGAUGAUGAUGUCGAUGGAGAUGAAUUGAAAGAUGAUGAUUAUAAUGAUGAUGAUGAUGGUGAAGAUGAUGAUUCGGAUGACGAUGAUGAUCCAGUUGAUGAUGCUGAUGAUAGGGACAAUGAUGAUGAUGAUGUUUCGGAUGAUGAUGAUGAUGAUGAUGAUGAUGAUGAGUUGAGUGUUUGA
Messenger RNA from Echinostoma caproni, 459 nucleotides. NCBI's taxonomy places the organism in Eukaryota, Metazoa, Platyhelminthes, Trematoda, Plagiorchiida, Echinostomatidae. The record is from the annotation of a GenBank genome assembly.